Messenger RNA from Homalodisca vitripennis (glassy-winged sharpshooter), 3563 nucleotides. RefSeq names its product transcriptional regulator Myc-B (gene Myc). Gene Ontology annotation, biological process: regulation of transcription by RNA polymerase II. Gene Ontology annotation, molecular function: RNA polymerase II cis-regulatory region sequence-specific DNA binding; protein dimerization activity; DNA-binding transcription factor activity, RNA polymerase II-specific. The record is from RefSeq and is a predicted model, not a curated record. NCBI's taxonomy places the organism in Eukaryota, Metazoa, Arthropoda, Insecta, Hemiptera, Cicadellidae. Bases 367 to 1920 code for a protein of 517 amino acids. The transcript has 3 exons.
UGACAGGCGACGAGUCAGUCGCUCUCUCCGCUCAGCGUCAGAAGGUUCGCUCGGUCGAUUCUCUCUCUGCCCGCUCAGCCGGUCUCGUCUAAACGUCAAAUACCGGAGUUCGACCCUCAUUCUGCUGACAACUGCCAAGCUCUACACUCGCGUCUUGUGGUCUGCUGUAUAAUGUCUUUAGUAUUUCCACCCAGGACGAAUAAGUUUGAAUCGAGUUUUAAAUACCAGUGCGAUUUGUUGCUUAUCCCUAUAUAGUGCGUGAAGCCGGCCGGCUCUUUUAGACUGCUGUGUUAUUUAGUGAUUUACACCGAAUUUUACUAAAGGAUUACCAUUAUCAGUUGGCUCUUGAGAUCAAGAAAUCCGACAAUGCCAAGCUGUUCGGUCGGCGACUCCCUCUUCGCGGAGCUGCACUACCGCCAAACGAAGGAGGAUCUGGAGGGAGUGUUCGGGGACGACUACGAAAUGUUGGACACCAUGGAUCUGAACACCAUCGACAUCGACGACGUGGAUCUCAGCUUCUUCGAGACCAACUGUGACGAGGACUCCGACGAAGAUCUGUUGGACCCGGCGAACUGGGUGAGAGGGAACCACGACUGCAUGUUAGGCGGUCAGUGCUGCAACCAGGAUUCCCAGAGGGCCCAAGUGCCACCCCCGAGACCCGCGCCUCAACCCGUCGUACAGCCCGCCCCCCAAUCUUCCGCUUCCGCCCCCAGUGUCCUCAUUACCCACAGUGCGAACAAAGUGGUGACUAUACAGAAGUGCAUACCUGCGGGUAGUGACAGAUCGGACGUGGUGGUAGUUACCAACAACUCGAGGACUCCUCCGGUGAGUUCUGGGAGCAGGAGUCUGUUGCUGAACAGGACUACAGUGCAAACUCAGCAACAGACCUCGCCCGCACCCGCUCAAACCCUCCUCACCGCCCAACCAUCCUCCGCCAGAGUGAUAGUGAAGCGCGAGUUCCCCACGCCGCAACCCUCGAGACCGGAGACCCCGAUGUCUCUCUCGGAGUCCGAGGACGACUUCGGCCCCAUCCCCAUCGACGCUCCGGUCGACAACUCCACCAGCAUCUUCCGCAGCGCCCUCGACGUGCUGACCACCCCCACUCCCGGAGUCUGGGAUUGUGACUUCUUGUUCGGUAGUGCCGUGAGGACGAAAGACGAGAAGCCCUCGGGGGCGUCGCAAACAGACGUUACCAGGAAAAGUGCGCUUUCCACGUCUGACCACGACCACAACUACGACAGCUCGAGUAAAAACCUUAGCCUCGAGGGACUGGGCGUGGAUACACCUUCUGAUUCCGAAGAGGACGAGGAGAUCGAUGUGGUAUCUUUGAGCGAGAGGUCCGCCAGCAGUCGGUCGUCCUCGUGCAGCAGACUGCCGACACACCCGACCCGACAAGACAGGAAGGAACUAGAAGAUCUCACGUCCACACUGUUGUCGGCCAGCCAGGCGGUCAGCAGAAAGCUCAAGAAGACGAUCAGCAGUCACGGGCGCCACAGAAGGAAACGCUACCGUUCCGGGAGCAGUGAUGAAGAAGAAUUCCCGACGGUGCACCAGAGGCAGGCCAAGCGGCACAAGCGCGCUCUGGGCGCGGUCACGCAGAGGAGGUCGAAGAGUUCCAGAUUCGGCGAAGAAGAAGACUCCCAAGAGAAGAGGGAUCUGCACAACAACAUGGAGCGGAUGAGGAGAAUCGACUUGAGGAACUCCUUCGAGGAACUGAAGGCGUUGGUGCCGAUGGUGGCCAACAAGGAGAGGGCCGCGAAGGUGGUGAUACUCCGGGAGGCGUCAGUCUAUUGCAUCGAGCUGAGCGCGGAGUGCCAGUCCAAGUGUCUCCAGGUGAACGCCCUGAGGAAGGAACAGGAGAGGUUGCGCCGAGUGCUCUCGUCGCUGAGGAAGGCUGCUUGUGUGAGCAGACGCCGCUGACUGACUUCGCUGUAAAUACUGUCUCUGUACAAUUCUGUACAUAUUUUGUUACUUUUAUAACGUAUGCUUAUUACGGAAACAAUGCUGUGUUAAUUUUAGAAUAACUCUCGCCCUAGGGAAGCUAAGAUGCCAAAGUCUAGUAAACAACAGCUUGUCCACAUUUAAAGACAAUAGAUUUUUAAUAAUGUAACUCUGAAGGCUGACGUUUAAAUAGUAGGUUUUAUAAUGAUUUUUAUAAGUUUUCUGUUUGCUCAAAUGGAUUUUAUUUCAUUGUUACACAGUUGGGUGUCAUUUAAAGUUUAUUGGUAUCGGCAUGUCCUCGGUCGUUGGUCGAGUUUAUUACUCGAGAUCGUCGUUGGGAUCAAGUUAUAAAGAGCCAAAGCGGGGUCCUGGUCGACUUGUCUAUUGGCUGAUUCCACAACGACAUUAUAUUGUAAAUUCUUGUUAUUUCACAGUUUACCUCAGUUUAAUGUCAAACAAUGCAAAUAAGUGUUCAGAAUAUAGUUUAAGUAUGUUUAUAUUUUAUGUAUAAAUAGUAUAAUACACGUAGGUUUAGAUGGUUGAUUAAAUUAGUCUUAGCAAUAUUAUCUUUAAUUUGUUAUGUGUCCUGUAAAUUAACAUCGAGUGGCAUCAUUUUUUCACCGCCACUUCAUUUUUCAUUUUAUGUUGAGUUAAAGGUACAAUGAAACUGUCAGUUUAUUUGUUUUUUGUUCUCACAUAAAACAGUAAUUAUUUUGUAAAGUUAUGUUUUUGGUUUUUUGGUUACCAUUAAGUUCUUUUUUCAUUUGUUCUGUUUUUUUUAUAAUUAUUUUGCAAUUCAUUUGUUUCCACCAUCAGGAAUUAGUAUUUGUUAGUUAAUGUUGUCGUUACGUUUUUUGUAGUGGUUAAUUAUAAAAUGUAAGUUUUGUUACGGAGUUUUUAUAAUUUGUAUACUUUUUCAUAUCAUAGCAGAGGAAUUAUUUAAUAGCGGAAUCUCUAAUUUAUUUAUGGUUGUCACUAAUCAAACGUAAUGUUCAUUCAGUAUUGGAAUGCGUAGGGUAAGGCGUACCUACAGGGACUAGCAUUUUUUACUGAACUGUACCCAAUUUUAGAUCACACAGGAUGUUAUAUUUUUCAUAAUUUGCUCAAAAUUUACCUUUUUCGACAGAUUUAUUCCUAAGUUUCGAGUUGUCUUCCACAAUGCUUUCUACAUACAUGUGCCUCCAGUAUGUGCCUUGCCUCGCUUUUUUGGACAAGUUUUCCACAAUUUUAUUUUGUAAAUAGUUCUUUGUAAUCAGUUGGGGCGAUAAUGACCCAAAAUGCGUUAAGUAAGUCUGGCCAAAUUUUGUAACAAACAGUUUUGUGUUUUAUAUUUUUGUUCACGUUAAAAUUUAAUCAUUAAUAUGUUUUUCUCACGAGAUUUUACGCAUUUAUACUGAAUCAUUUUUUACUAGCCACUGUAGAGCAAUAGCGCUAUGGCGUAGGCACAUAUUGUUAAAAAAUUUCCUUGUGUUUUUGUACUUACAAAUGCUGUGUUAAUUAUAGUAUUAUUAUCAAUGAUACUGUAUCAAUAGACUAUCAUUUUUAUUGUAAAGUUCUGUUGGUUGUAGUUCCUUUGUAACUGGACAUUUAUAAAAUAUUACAAAACAAUAGUAAAAAUCGAA